AUGACGGUCCCAGUUCUCAGCCUUCGGGUUAACCUUUUCUGUAGCGAGAAGAACCUUAACGACUCCUACAUAUCCCCGCUCAGCUGCAACGAACAGAGGCGUCUCCAAAUAUACAUCGGGUUUAUCUGGAUUGACCUUGCCUGUAGCGAGAAGAAGCUCGAAGAUUGCCGUAUGGCCUCUCAUCGCUGCAAGAAACAGAGGUGUACGUUUGAGUUUGUUCUGCCAAUUUAUGUCAAUGCGGCCGGUCUCGAGAAGAAGCUCGACUACCUCAACAUUGCCAUGUUCGGCGGCAAGAGAGAAUGGUCUCUGAGUAAAGGCGAGGACUCGUUUGUGUUGAUAAAUAGGCCAAAGAAUGUCCAGCAUAAUCUUAGUCGUCCCGACUCGUCCCUUUAUGGCAGCAAAUCGGAGGGCCGAGCAUCUGGAGCGCUGGAGGUUGUGCUGGUAGAGAAGGAGGUUUAG
This is a messenger RNA of Aspergillus melleus, 459 nucleotides long. RefSeq lists its product as uncharacterized. The record is from RefSeq and is a predicted model, not a curated record. Bases 1 to 459 code for a protein of 152 amino acids. NCBI's taxonomy places the organism in Eukaryota, Fungi, Ascomycota, Eurotiomycetes, Eurotiales, Aspergillaceae. The transcript has a single exon.